Messenger RNA from Lentinula edodes (shiitake mushroom), 963 nucleotides. RefSeq lists its product as uncharacterized. The coding region runs from base 130 to 747 and encodes 205 amino acids. The transcript has 5 exons. Lineage: Eukaryota; Fungi; Basidiomycota; Agaricomycetes; Agaricales; Omphalotaceae. The record is from RefSeq and is a predicted model, not a curated record.
UAUGGAAGCGACACGCUUGAUCUGCAUGUAGUCUCAUAAGACGUGACUACAGUGCACUUGCCUCAUGGAAUCGAAUUGCAUCCUGAACCAAUCUAUUCAUCGGUUUUACAUCGCGGCCGUAGACCCUCGAUGGUCCCUACAAAGCGUUUCUCUUCUCGCAACUCGAAGCACAAGCCCGACUUCUUACCAUUACCCUAUUACAAGACAUUGUCUCGUAGGAGAAGGGUCCAUCGGAUGUCCAUUAACGUUCAAGGACACUUCCAUCCUUUUCUAUUCACUGUGAUGACACUCUGCGCCGCUGCAGAGCUCGGUCUGACUGCUUUUCUGAUAAGUGCAGGAAAUGCGAAUGGGACUUGGCCCAGUCCGAGAUAUCAUGCACUUUUGAUCAUGUUCGCAUUCAAUGCGUCCUGGACGCUACUAUUCUCAACAGCGUACAUGUUGUAUCUCUUUGAUGGAGCUACGCAUUUUCUUGCCAAUGUUGCUAGUUCGGUUAUUUGGGUUUUACUAACGGGCAUCCUCUGGGGAACUGCUACUGGAGUGAUGCACAAUACUAGGACUGGUACUGAUUGUCCAGAUGUCCCUCCAAUAUCCAGGUGCCGUCAGUCACUUACUGUUGAGGCCCUUGGAUGGACAGAAUUUGGACUUUGCACUGUGAAUGUCCUGGCGACUUGUGCAUGGGUCUACACUAGUAGUACAACGAGUCGCUCCCGAGUUUCUCUCGUCGGUGACUCCAGAAGAAUGGUUUAGGUCAUUGAUUGGUCUGAGCUUCGUUUAAUUUAAAAAUAAUUGGACUCUAUAAUGGACUCUGUAAUGGUACUGCGUCUUUCAGUAUACAUGGAUAGACACAGGAACCAAAUACUCAUCGUCUGUAUGUAGAUCAACGGAUUCUCGGGUCCCGGCAGGCCUAGAGUGAACGCAAUCACUCCUGACUGCUACGGGCCUCACAUAAUUCUUCUCCUCUCU